Molecule: messenger RNA, 1053 nt
Organism: Penicillium canariense
Lineage: Eukaryota; Fungi; Ascomycota; Eurotiomycetes; Eurotiales; Aspergillaceae
Product: inositol-pentakisphosphate 2-kinase
Exons: 2
Coding region: 1-1053 (350 amino acids)
Biological process (GO): inositol phosphate biosynthetic process
Cellular component (GO): nucleus
Molecular function (GO): ATP binding; inositol-1,3,4,5,6-pentakisphosphate 2-kinase activity
Source: RefSeq, a predicted model, not a curated record
AUGACCAAGCCCAGUCUCCUCGAGCUCCCGCCGGGGGUUCAGCUCGUCUAUCUGGCCGAGGGCGGUGCCAAUGUGAUCUAUCGCUUUGUUCAGGCAAAAUCCCCCAUCGCACCCAAGAGACUCUCCGUGGGCCCGGUGGCCCCGACCUGUGAAGGGGCCGAGGAAUACGCAGUGCCUUCGCUCUUCAUGGGGAAAUUGCUUCGUCUGCGCAAGGACACAGCUGCUGGUGUCUCGUACAAGGAGAUUGCGCAAAACUUCAAUACCAUCGUGCGCCCGCUCUUCAGGCCCGAAGAGCUGGUCGACCAGACGCUCAUCCGACUACCGGAUGGUCUGACCUACCGCUGCAACGAGCUGCUCCGCAUCGCUGAGCUCAAUGGCAGGCGGCCCAAGAAGCGGCAUGGCGGUUACCUGUGUCUGACCGAGCCAUUUGGGCUUCUCAUCACCGAUAUGACGACCUUUGACGAACCGGGGGCGACACUGGCGGAGCUGAAGCCGAAAUGGCUCACCCAGUCUCCAUCGGCACCUGCGACAGCCCACAGAUGUCGGACUUGUGCGUUGAGGGAAAUGAAGAACCACGAUGCGCGAAGCUUGGGACAGAAAGAGCAGCGCUCCUUCUGCCCUCUCGAUCUUGUAUCAGAGCGCGUGGACAACGUCUUCCGGGCUACCACUUUCAUUCAAGGGUGUAGCGACCGAGCACGGUUAGCGCGUAUCUUGUUCCGCAAUCCCACGCUCCUGAAACUGCAAUCACAACAGAAGACCUGGCGCGGAGUUGGCCUCCUUGGACCCUCGGCACAGUCUCACGAGACCUCCCUCGACAUGACGCUCCGAGACUGCACCAUGUUCAUCAAGAUUCCCCGAGACGAAAAAUCCCCCGUCGAGAUCCGUCUUGGAGACCUGGACCUGAAAACCGGUGCUGGCGGGAAAGCCAAGUACUGGCGAGACGUCGAGAUGCACUUGAUCGAAGGAGGCUGGUACCGCGGCGCCAACCGCACCCAGCAUCCAAGCGAAUGUGCAAUGCAGCACCCACGUGCUCAUCACCCUGCCGCGACUUGA